This is a messenger RNA of Physella acuta, 1321 nucleotides long. Its product is annotated as MOB kinase activator 3B. The record is from RefSeq and is a predicted model, not a curated record. Lineage: Eukaryota; Metazoa; Mollusca; Gastropoda; Physidae.
AAACUGGCCAAUUCAACUUAACAAGAUGGCUGCAGCUAGGCAAGCCUUCGCUCAGUUUUUUGCCAAAGAUAAGACCUUUAAACCUAAGAAGAGAUUUGAGAGUGGAACAUUGAAGUAUAACUUACACAAGCAAGCCAAUGCUUCUUUAAACUCUGGGAUUGAUCUGAAAGAAGUAGUUAAGCUACCUCCAGGUGAAGAUGUCAAUGACUGGAUAGCAGUCCAUGUUGUCGAUUUUUUUAAUAGAAUCAAUCUGCUUUAUGGUACAAUUUUUGAACACUGUACAGAGCAGUCAUGUCCAACAAUGUCUGGAGGGCCUAAAUAUGAAUAUCAUUGGUGCGAUGGAGUUAACUAUAAAAGACCAACAGCUUUACCAGCUCCACAGUACAUUACGUUACUCAUGGAAUGGGUUGAGGCACAGAUAAAUGAUGAAAAUCUUUUUCCUGCCCAGAUUGGUAAACCCUUUCCUAAAAACUACAUGAGUAUUGCUAAAAAAAUUUUGAAACGAUUGUUCAGAGUUUUUGUACAUGUUUACAUACAUCACUUUGAUAAACUUUUGGCUAUUGGUGCUGAGGCUCAUGUCAACACUUGUUACAAACAUUUCUACUACUUUGUUACUGAAUAUAAUCUGAUUGAUAAGAAAGAGCUGGAACCAUUGAGAGAUAUGACAGAAAGAAUAUGUCACUGAAACACAUUGAGGGAAAAUAACAAAUGGACGUAUCAACUCUGCUUCUACUUUUUAUUUUUUAUUUUAGAUAAGUUAACAGUUACCUAAGAUAUUUAGUCAUUCCAUCAAAACUAUAACGCUGAAGCUUCUUUUCUUUCAUGAUCAAGUUUUUAUUAUUGCUUUUGCGCUUCAGUUUUCUUUUGUUCAUGAGAUGCAGUUCAAUAUAUUUGUGAUUCAUUAGGAUUAUUUACCUACAAGACAUUAAACACUUCAGAUUAUGAAUUGUUUUAGACUAUUAAACUGUACAACAUUGGAUAGCUAAUUGCUCUCUGUAAUAAUAAUGUAUUUAAUGAUUGUUUUUAUUUUUGUAAGAUAUUUGUAGCUGUACUAACUAGUUCAUUUUUGUAGAAUUAUGUACAUUUUUCUUGAAUUCAUUAACAUAAUAAAAUGUGUGGAUAAUUACACUGCUUAAUAAGAUACUUAAGUAAAUACUGUUUUCAAACUUUACAUUGAUUUUAUGAUCUAGGAAAUUCAAACAAUGUAAAUAAUUUUGGUUUAAAAUUUCACGCUGUUUACUCUGAUACUGUGUUAGAACAUGUUUUAUUUAAAAUUUUUGUAUUCAUGUAUUUUUUCAUAAUAAAUUUUAUUGCUAGUUCU